Messenger RNA from Patiria miniata (bat star), 1047 nucleotides. Its product is annotated as alpha-protein kinase 1-like. Gene Ontology annotation, molecular function: ATP binding; protein serine/threonine kinase activity. The coding region runs from base 1 to 1047 and encodes 348 amino acids. NCBI's taxonomy places the organism in Eukaryota, Metazoa, Echinodermata, Asteroidea, Valvatida, Asterinidae. The record is from RefSeq and is a predicted model, not a curated record. Gene Ontology annotation, biological process: protein phosphorylation. The transcript has a single exon.
AUGGGCAGUAACCAAAGCAACACCUCCGAAGUGAUUGGAAUGACGUCUACGUGGGUGACGUUUGAGAACAACUGGUUCGAUGAAGGGGCCUCCCGGUAUGCAUACAAGGGCACAUUUCACGGGGAUCCCCGCUUGGAAGGGAAACCCUGCGUGACGAAAGUCUACAAAGAAGAGUGGUAUGAGCGUCUGUCAGAAUAUGCCUGGGAAGCAGACGACCGUGCAUAUUGCAAAGCUCAAGAGAUGGCGCAAUUGUUUAACAUUAGGUAUAAUACGAGCAAACCAAUCGAGUUCGUUAGACCUGAAUUCACCAAAGUUGAAACCCGUGCCGCCUUUAAAUUCCUGGGCUUCAUUCCAUUUGAACGAUAUGUCAAAGGAAAACGUCCUGGUACCUCCGACAGCGUUUCUAAUAUUAUCCCCGCACACGCUACCGUCGCAGUCGAGAGUUACCUUGAGGGGGAUUAUGUCAAAUUUAACAGCAACUUUGGAUACUUGGGCAGAGCAGAUAUCGCCACCCCGGCUGCCUUCAGUCAUUUCACUUAUCAUGAAUCAGAGGGCAAGGUUUUGGUUUGCGAUUUGCAAGGGGUGCGCAGUAGUUCUAGGUACAUGUUUACUGACCCGGCUGUUAACAGCAGCAGCACGAAACUCGGCUUAUAUGGCUCUACUGAUUUAGGGAAGGCUGGUAUUGUCAAGUUCUUUCUGAAACACAGAUGCAAUGAGCUGUGUAAGGGGCUAAAGAAACCACAAAUUAGCAACAUGUCAACUGGUGAGAGGGAUAUUCUGGAGAAAAUUGUACACAGUAUACCUCCUAGCUGUGCUACAAUGCACACGUUUCAGGUGACUCUGUCCUCUGGCGUAUCCACCAUGGAAUUCAACAGCAUGCAAAACAGCCUAGAGCUGAAAGCAAUUCCUGAAGAACCAGUUAAGCCCAUUCAAAAACCAGUUAAACACAAUAAAGAACCAGCUCAUCAACAACUGAGAACAUAUUCUCUGUUGCUUUUGCUGGCCUUUUUUGUUUAUUACAUAAUGUGCCGUAUUUCAGAGAUGUAG